This is a messenger RNA of Lottia gigantea (owl limpet), 1049 nucleotides long. RefSeq lists its product as hypothetical. Gene Ontology annotation, molecular function: isomerase activity. Bases 15 to 905 code for a protein of 296 amino acids. Gene Ontology annotation, cellular component: cytoplasm. Gene Ontology annotation, biological process: biosynthetic process. Lineage: Eukaryota; Metazoa; Mollusca; Gastropoda; Lottiidae. The record is from RefSeq and is a predicted model, not a curated record. The transcript is spliced from 9 exons.
AGAAUACUACAAACAUGUCCCAAGGUGAAUCGUCUGUUUUUCUGGUAGAUGUCUUCGCUGAGAAUCCAUUUACAGGGAACCCUGCCUUUGUUUGUCUGUUACCAUGUAAUCUUAAUCUGAGUGAAGAACAGAUGAAGAAGAUAUCGGCAGAAAUUGGAUGUACUGCAGCCUUUCUCUCUAGAAUUAAUCAACAUGAUACAUUUACAUCAGCCAGUAAGUUUAAACUAAGAUGGUUUACAUCCACGACAGAAAUCAAACUUUGUGGACACGCAACGUUAGGAACUGGUGCUGUAUUAGCCAACUAUUAUGAUAACAAAUCGGAUGGAAUAACAUUUGUCACAUCAGGUGGUGAGUUGGUGGUAAAGAAAGAGGGUAGUAAACUAGCUCUAGAGGUUCCUAUUGGUAUUUCUGAACCGAUAGGUAAAGACAAAUACUCAAAGCUGAUUUCGGCUUUUGGCGAUAUACCAACAAUAAAAGAAGUAGAAUAUUGUAAAUCGUUAAAUUACAUGCUGAUUGAUCUACAACAGACAUGGUCAAGGAAAGAGUUUGAAAGUUGGGGACCAGAUAUACCGACUAUACAAGCAGCUGGUAGUGAUGGACAGCUAAAGAUAGUCAUGAUUACCAUGAAAGCUGAUCAUGAUUCUCAUUAUCAAGAUGUCGAUGGUAACAAGUAUGACUAUGUCUGUCGAGUUUUUGGACCUUGGUUAGGUGCUCCUGAAGACCCUGUUACUGGUUCAGGACAUGCAGUACUGGCUAGUUAUUGGUCAACUAAACUUGGUAAAACACAGCUGUAUGCAAGGCAGUGUUCACCAAGAGGUGGAAAUGUUAAUAUAUUAGUAAAAGGAGAUAAGGUGGAACUAAAAGGAUCUGUAACAAAAGUCUUACAAGGUGUGAUGAAUUUAUAACAUGGGACGUAACUCUUUUAUCAACUUGUGUAAAAGUUCAUCUUGUCCUAUAGAUAUGUACUAUAGUCACUUUAAACGCUUAUAAACAUUUAAUUUUGAAAAUUUUGUCGAAUAGUAUAUAAAUUUGAAAUAAAUUAUACUGGC